This is a messenger RNA of Xenopus tropicalis (tropical clawed frog), 1960 nucleotides long. RefSeq names its product serpin peptidase inhibitor, clade A (alpha-1 antiproteinase, antitrypsin), member 1 (gene serpina1). Bases 16 to 1473 code for a protein of 485 amino acids. Gene Ontology annotation, molecular function: serine-type endopeptidase inhibitor activity. NCBI's taxonomy places the organism in Eukaryota, Metazoa, Chordata, Amphibia, Anura, Pipidae. The transcript is spliced from 5 exons. The record is from RefSeq and is a predicted model, not a curated record. Gene Ontology annotation, cellular component: extracellular region.
UCGGCCUAGUUAGUUAUGCAAGGGAAGCAACCCAGAAACAUACUGUGCAAGGGCUCCCUGGAUUACCAAAACCAGGAUUCUUCUAAAUCUCUACUUGCUCAGAGGCCAUUUGGUAUUUCUUACAAUAGGUAUAUAAGUGGAUUAAAGAUAGGAAGAACAAUGAGGGCCUUUUUGAUUGUUAGCCUAGCUCUGCUUUGUGCAGGGGUCCUGGCUGACCAUGAUGGUCAGACCAAACAUGGUAAGGACCAUGAUCACAAUGGCCAUGACCAUGGAGAUCAUGACCAUGACCAUCAUCACCAUGGUAAAGGAAAACAUCACGAUCACAAGCACCAUCAUCAUGCUGGUGAAGACAUGGCUUGCCACAAAAUAGCACCAUCCAAUUCCCAAUUUGCUUUCAAACUCUUCAGACAAGUUGUAGCAGAUCAUCCAUCGGAAAACAUUUUCUUCUCUCCAGUGAGUAUCUCCACUGCCUUGGCUAUGCUCUCUUUAGGUGCCAGAGCUGACACUUUAAACCAGAUCAUAGAAGGACUGAACUUUAACAACACUAAAAUAACAGAGGAGGAGAUACAUAACGGCUUCCAGCAUCUCCUUCACAUGCUGAAUGACCCAGACAGAGAAUUGCAGCUGAACAGUGGAAAUGCCCUCUUCAUAGACAAUAAUGUGAAGCUCAUCCAACAAUUCAUAGAUGAUGUUAAAAAGUACUAUGAAUCAGAAGCUUUUUCUACUGACUUCAAUAAUGCAGAGGAAGCAAAAAAACAGAUUAACAGUUAUGUGGAGAAGCAAACUCACGGCAAAAUUGUUGAUUUGCUCAGCAGUGUCGAUAAAAAUGCUGUUUUAUAUCUUAUUAACUACAUUUUCUUCAGAGGAAAAUGGGAAAAGCCUUUUGAAGAAAAGUUUACACAGGAUGGAAUCUUCCAUGUGGACGAGAACACAAAUGUGACAGUCCCAAUGAUGCGCAGAAAUGGCAUGUACAAUGUGGCAUUUGAUGAAAAGCUUGGCUGCACUGUGGUACAAAUCCCAUACAAAGGGAAUGCAACAGCACUCUUUAUUUUGCCAGAUGAAGGAAAGCUGAGACAAGUGGAAGAAGCUCUAGAAAAGUCAACAAUAAUGUCCUGGAAAAAACAAUUUAGAUAUCAAUCUAUAGAGUUAACUAUCCCCAAAUUUUCAAUUAUGGCAACACUUGAUCUUAUCGAGGAGCUUAAGAAAUUUGGAGUGACUGAUGUUUUUUCACAAAACGCUGAUCUCUCUGGGAUUGUGGAAGGAACCCCACUCAAGGUGUCUAAGGCAGUUCAUAAGGCUGGUUUGAGCGUUGAUGAGACAGGAACGGAGGCAGCAGCAGCUACUGCUUUUGAGAUUAUGCCAAUGAUGAUCCCACCACACAUCUUGUUUAAUCGGGCCUUCGUUGUAAUUAUUUAUGAUCCUAUUCCAAAAAGCAUCCUCUUUGUUGCAAAAGUAGUAAACCCCAAAAAUUAGUUUACAUGUCAUUGUUUGUGUAAUAAAAUAACAUAUGUCGUCGAUAUGCCUAUCAUCCUUACAAAUCUUAGAGAGAAAGAGUAAACUUGUAGGACCAUGCUUACUAGGGAAUCUAAUUAGAUGCAAAUUCUCCACACAUCUCCUAAAGGAGUUACUUCUAAGUGUUGCAUAUUUAUAAUACUUAAACUUGUUUAUGAAGAGAUGAGGGCAUAGGUGUCAGUGAAAAUGUUCCAGUGGGAAGGAGUUAAUAACUAAAAGAAUUAUAUUAACACAAUAAAGUUUUCCUGGACUUAGUUUGAUCACUAGGUGUAAAGGUAUUGGCGGCUCUUUGAGCUGUUUUACACCAAACUUUGCAAAGUUCACCAAACAUUCCACCAUUUCAGUAACAGGAGGUGCAAUUACAGUAGAGUGUGUAAGUAAAAAAGUGUUGCACUAUACAUAAUUUAAUAAUACAUCAUACAAUUUGGAAAUAAAGACUUAAAUCUUA